Molecule: messenger RNA, 478 nt
Organism: Frieseomelitta varia
Lineage: Eukaryota; Metazoa; Arthropoda; Insecta; Hymenoptera; Apidae
Product: dynein axonemal light chain 4-like
Exons: 2
Coding region: 1-324 (107 amino acids)
Biological process (GO): microtubule-based process
Cellular component (GO): dynein complex
Molecular function (GO): dynein light intermediate chain binding; dynein intermediate chain binding
Source: RefSeq, a predicted model, not a curated record
AUGUCUGCAGGUGAGGUAAAGAAGAUAGAAGAACCUUUAAUAUUUCAUACGUAUCCUCUAUGCAAAUACAGUGAUAUGAAGGAAGAAAUGAAACAGGAAGUAAUGGAAAUAUGUGUUACAGCUACAGAAAAAUAUACUGAUAAUCAUGAACUAGCUGCUCGAAAUAUUAAAGACAGUUUAGAUAAAAGAUUUGGUGGUCCAUUUCAUGUAGUUAUUGGAGAAUCAUAUGCUUGCGCAGUCACGUAUCAAGCAAAGUCAUUAUUAUACAUGUAUAACGCUGGCAAUAUUGCUAUUCUUGUAUGGAGAACAAUUUCAACUUUUUAAUGACGAUAUUAAAAUUUAUACUCCGUUUUAUACUUUAUAUAAUGUAUUAUUCCUUUUUCAUUUAUUUUAUAUUUUCUCAUUCGAAUAAUUAUAUAUAAUAUGGGCAGACAUACAUGAAAGUACAUAGAAUAAAUAUAAAGUUGAAUUCACAACU